This is a messenger RNA of Malania oleifera, 802 nucleotides long. RefSeq names its product protein LIM1. The transcript has 2 exons. Bases 211 to 534 code for a protein of 107 amino acids. NCBI's taxonomy places the organism in Eukaryota, Viridiplantae, Streptophyta, Magnoliopsida, Santalales, Ximeniaceae. Gene Ontology annotation, molecular function: fatty acid binding. The record is from RefSeq and is a predicted model, not a curated record. Gene Ontology annotation, biological process: systemic acquired resistance.
AAUUUCUUGACCGAAAUCAGAUCAAACUGCUUAUGUUGUACAAGCAUGGUGCGAGGGGUGUGAACUUGGGUUAGGACAGGGGUGCACAAUGCAUGGCAUGAGCCCACCACUUCCUAUAUAGCCACAAGAACAACUCUGAGAACUCCCACCAUUCCCUGUAAGUUAGAGAUCCUUUACAGACCAAGAAGGAAUCAAAAACCUCUGUUCAACAUGAAGCUCUUCGGCACUAGUAACGCUCUUCCACUAAUGUGCAUGCUGGUGAUGGCAGGGCUGGUAGAACAUGGCAUGAGCCAUACCUGUGCCAGCACUUUCUUCUCUGCUCUUGUGCAGCUGAUACCUUGCCGGGCAGCGGUUGCCCCAUUUAGCCCCAUCCCCCCAAGCGAGGCGUGCUGCAACGCUGUGAAGAACCUUGGGCAGCCUUGCUUGUGUGUGCUUGUCAAUGGCCCACCCAUAUCUGGGGUUGACAGGAACAUGGCUAUACAGCUUCCUGAGAAGUGCACGGCAAACUUUGAGCCAUGUGAAAUUCAGGGGUAAGACUUGAGCUUGAUAAGAGCUGAGCUGGGAAGACCUUCGCAAAUAAAAGGGUGUGGAGAACUCUUGGGGUGCUUUUAGUUUCUAUGAUAUGAUUGCUGAUGCUGAUAAUAAUAAGAUUGUAAUGAGAUUAGCUUAUUAGUCGAGUCUGUUUGAGCAAUGUCCUUAAUUUUCUUUUGCUUCUUCUUUUGGCAUGUUAAAAUUUAUUGCAGCAAUAUAUUUGUUGUUAAAUUGCUCCUUUCUCCCCAAGAGAUGCAUAACCCUGUCUUUU